CACUCUGUUCCGGAUACACGUGAUUUCUUCCGCCUGCGCUCACAGCAGCUUGCCUUUGCUUUUCACUAGUGUUUUGGGGUCUUGUAUUGAUAUUGUACCCCGUCUUUAUUCCGGUGAAAUGAGAGAAUACGUUAACGUAUACGUUUAGUUUGAUGAUAGCCACGUUAGCUCGUGGAAACCAGCGCGUGGCCGGAACCAUGGAUGCAGACGGUAGGGACUUCCUCAACUCUCCUCCGGCCAAGACGGUCCGGUUUGGGGGGUGCGUAGCGGAGACUCUGGAGAAAGCCAGACACGGGGACACAAAUGACUACGAGCUGCUGAAGCAUCAGCUGGUGGAUCCUGAAAUCAAGGAUGCUCAGCUCAUCAGCUGGCUGCAGGAGUUUCGGAGCUGUGUGACUCAGUUGACAAAGGACCAUGAGCAGCUGGUUUACACGAUUCUGAGGGUUCCGUGGGCCGACCGCUGUCAGGCUGUGGUGGAUGAGUACUUGGCCUUCCUGGGUAACCUGGUGUCCGCUCAGACCGUCUUCCUGUGUGCCUGCCUGAAAAUGGCGGUCUCCCUCUUCACUCCCAAGAGAGUGACCAUUCACGAGGGUGGAGUGGACAUCUCUGAUUCGGAUGAUGAAGAUGAGGACCUCCCCAGAAGCUUCGACCGGAGUCACCAGGCGCUGCAGCUCAUCGUCAGAUAUGUGCCCUCGACGAGCCGCUUUCUUGUCCCCAUCCUACAAGACAACUUCCCCUUCGUACAGAAGUCCUCCAGGACUCUGGAGUGCUACGUUCACAACCUCCUGCGGGUGACGGUGUACCUGCCGUCCAUCCGUAGAGACGUGCUGGAGCUGGUUGUAGGAAAGCUGCUCAAACUGGACGUGAGUACAUCUCGAGCAGAGAUGGAGGAUGCGGAGGAGCACGCUCAGAAGGAGGAGGUUCAGGAGCAGCUGGAGGAGGGACUCUUUGACAUGGACGAGGACAUGUCAGCUGACCGGCCAGCCAGGACGAGUGUGAUGGUCCACCCCGUGGCUGAGAGGCUGGACGUGCUCAUGGUGGUUCUCAUGGCCUACAUCAAAGAUGUCUGCCAUGUUGACGGUUUGCUGCAUGUGGAGAGAACAAAGGAGCUGUUUAAGGACUUGCUGGUUGUGUUUGAGAAGCUCAUCCUGCCCACACACGCCUCCUCUCAUGUCCAGUACAUACUGUUUUAUCUCUGCAGCUUCAGACUGGCCCUGGCAGAGGCCUUCCUGGAUUACCUGUGGAAGAUCCUGCAGAACCCGUCUUGGCCCGCUGUCCUGCGUCAGACUGCUGCUGGGUACCUGGGAAGUUUUCUGGCUCGAGCCAAGUUUGUUCCUGUGCUAACUCUGAGGGCCUGUCUGGACCUGCUGCUCUCCUGGAUUCAUCGCUACAUAGACAGCCAGGACAACGGCAGCAGGCAGGUGUGUUGUGACAUCAGCCUGCAUGGGCCCUUCUACGCUGCCUGUCAGGCUGUCUUCUACACUCUCAUCUUCAGACACAGAGCCAUUCUGGAGGCAAACAUGAAAAAAGGUCUGGAGUACCUGCAGGGUCUGAACCUGGAGCGGGUGGUGAUGUGUCAGCUGAACCCCCUCAAAGUCUGCCUACCUUCAGUUACCACCAUGUUUGCUGCCUUCACCAGGAAGUAUCAGGUGGUGUUCUGCUACACCAUCAUAGAGAGGAACAACAGACAGGUGCUGCCAGUGGUCCGCAGCUCCGCCGGAGGAGAUGGAGUAAGCACCAACAUCAACCCUCUGGACAGCUUCUUCCCCUUUGACCCCUACUUGCUCAAGAGAUCAGGUCAGCUGAUCGAGCCUCUCUAUCAGGUCUGGGAGGAACCUUCAGACACAGACGUGCUUCCAAACAAACUGGACCAACAGGUCGUGAAGGAGGAUGAGGACGACUUCCUGGGUGGGGAGACGCCGCACACAGAGGGCAUUCUGGGAGUGACCCCCAGCUCGUUUGGUUCAAAUAUCUGCAGCGUGGGCUCACCCCCCUUCUCUCACCAGCAGCAGUUUUAGAUGUGGACCGUCCGGUCCUGAUGCAGAACUCUGGUUUUAUCAGAAGCCCCGCGGUCCUACAGCCUCUAGCCCAACAGAUGACGGAAAGAACAACAUAUUUAUUGUACAUUUGAACUUUUAAUUGAACUGUUAUUAGCCGAGUCACAACAGUGCCGCGACAGAACUAACUACGUCAUCAAGUCCUGGUCGCUUUAGAGGUUAAAAUCAACCUUUGUUUUCACAGAUCCCCAGAGAAAGCUGAGCUAGUAACUUGUGUUGCAGGUUUGAGAUUAAAACCCUGAAGUCUA
Molecule: messenger RNA, 2305 nt
Organism: Nothobranchius furzeri (turquoise killifish)
Lineage: Eukaryota; Metazoa; Chordata; Actinopteri; Cyprinodontiformes; Nothobranchiidae
Gene: rrn3
Product: RRN3 homolog, RNA polymerase I transcription factor
Biological process (GO): transcription initiation at RNA polymerase I promoter
Cellular component (GO): nucleus
Molecular function (GO): RNA polymerase I general transcription initiation factor activity; RNA polymerase I core binding
Source: RefSeq, a predicted model, not a curated record